Dromiciops gliroides (monito del monte) is the source of this 5968-nucleotide messenger RNA. It is a transcript of the gene POMT2, whose product is annotated as protein O-mannosyltransferase 2. NCBI's taxonomy places the organism in Eukaryota, Metazoa, Chordata, Mammalia, Microbiotheria, Microbiotheriidae. The coding region runs from base 87 to 2351 and encodes 754 amino acids. Gene Ontology annotation, biological process: protein O-linked glycosylation via mannose; phosphoenolpyruvate-dependent sugar phosphotransferase system. Gene Ontology annotation, cellular component: membrane; endoplasmic reticulum. The record is from RefSeq and is a predicted model, not a curated record. Gene Ontology annotation, molecular function: dolichyl-phosphate-mannose-protein mannosyltransferase activity. The transcript has 21 exons.
AGAGAACUACAUUUCCCAGGCCGCCUCAUGCCGAGACGGGCGAGGAGAAAGGGUCCAGCUCUGGGCCUGGACAGAGCUGAGGAAGGAUGUGCCCGGCGGCGGUGGGAGUAGGCCUGGCUGAGUCCGGGCUUCGCCUCCGUCGGGGCCGCUGCAGAGCGAAGGCUCCCGGAGCUGCAGUGUCCGGGCCAGAGCUGGCCGUCGGGGAUGGCGGCUUCUGCUCUAAGCAGCCUUUGCAACCGAGACCAAAGCUCCCGGGGCAGGCUGUGGGGUGGGUCCUACUGGCUGCGAUCACCAUGCUGGCCUUCGCCACUCGCUUCCACCGGUUGCACGAGCCGGCUCACGUCUGUUGGGAUGAAACUCACUUUGGAAAAAUGGGAAGUUACUAUAUCAAUCGAACCUUUUUCUUUGAUGUUCAUCCACCUCUGGGGAAGAUGCUUAUAGGACUUGCUGGUUACCUGAGUGGCUAUGAUGGCACCUUCCCUUUCCAGAAGCCUGGGGACAAAUAUGAACAUCACAGUUAUAUUGGGAUGAGAGGGUUUUGUGCUUUUCUGGGCUCCUGGUUGAUCCCUUUUGCCUACCUCACUGUGCUGGAGCUGUCUGGGUCCCGGCCAGCAGCUUUCCUGACCGCUGCCCUCCUCACCUUUGACACUGGCUGCCUUACUUUGUCACAGUACAUACUUCUGGAUCCCAUCCUUAUGUUCUUCAUCAUGGCUGCAAUGCUGAGCAUGGUCAAGCAUAACUCCUGUGCAGAUAGGCCCUUCUCUGCCUCUUGGUGGUUCUGGCUGAGUCUGACAGGAGUCAGUCUUGCUGGUGCUUUAGGGGUCAAGUUUGUUGGCCUCUUUAUCAUCCUUCAUGUGGGAUUGAAUACAGUGUCAGACCUUUGGCAGCUGCUGGGAGACCUUAAUCUAACAAUGGUAACAUUGGGAAAACACUUGGCAGCUCGGAUCUUGUGUCUCAUUGUGUUUCCUCUUAUUCUCUAUACUACCCUAUUUGCAGUUCACUUCAUCAUAUUGAAUAGAAGCGGCCCUGGUGAUGGCUUUUUCAGUUCUGCCUUCCAGUCUCGGCUUUUGGGGAACAACCUUCACAAUGCUUCCAUUCCAGAACACUUGGCAUAUGGAUCCGUGAUUACAGUGAAGAAUCUCCGAAUGGCCAGUGGGUACCUUCAUUCACAUUGGCACCUUUAUCCAGAAGGAGUUGGUGCACGCCAGCAGCAGGUAACUGCCUAUCAGCACAAGGACUAUAACAACUUGUGGAUUGUGAAGAAACGUGAUGCCAACAUAGAUCCUCUAGACUCUUCUUUCCCCGUGGAGUUUGUGAGACAUGGAGACAUCAUUCGGCUGGAACACAAAGAGACUUCUCGAAACCUACACAGUCAUCAGCACGAGGCUCCAAUGACCCGGAAGCACUACCAGGUCACUGGCUAUGGCAUAAACGGGACAGGGGAUUCAAAUGAUUUCUGGCGGAUCGAGGUGAUGAAUAGGAAAUCCGAGAACCGGAUUAAGGUCCUGAGGAGUCAAAUUCGACUCAUCCAUCUGGCCACAGGCUGUGUCCUGGGCUCCUCAGGAAAGACACUGCCCAAAUGGGGCUGGGAGCAGCUGGAAGUGACUUGCACUCCAUAUCUGAAGGAGACCCCUAAUUCCGUCUGGAACGUGGAGGACCAUAUCAAUCCGAAACUGCCAAACAUCAGCUUGGAUGUACUGAAGCCCAGUUUUGCGGAGAUCCUUCUGGAGUCCCACUUGGUGAUGAUCCGGGGGAAUAGUGGUCUCAAACCCAAGGAAAACGAAGUCACUUCCAAGCCUUGGCAUUGGCCCAUCAACUAUCAGGGCCUACGUUUCUCAGGAGUCAAUGAGACUGACUUUCGGGUCUAUUUGCUUGGAAACCCAGUCAUCUGGUGGCUGAAUCUAGUGAGCAUUGGCCUUUACCUUCUCCUGGGAAGCAUCACUACUGUGUCAAUACAGAGGGGGAUUCAGCUCACAGCAGAAGUGAAAGGUCUCUGCCAGGUCCUGCUGCGUGGAGGAGGUCAGGUCCUGCUGGGCUGGCUGCUCCAUUAUUUUCCUUUCUUCAUGAUGAGCCGGGUGCUCUACUUCCAUCACUACUUUCCAGCCAUGCUUUUCUCCAGCAUGUUGACAGGGAUCCUAUGGGACACAGUACUCAGGUUCUGUGCCUGCUAUCUGUCAUCUUCUCCUCUGGCUAACUGGGUGCAUAUAUUCGGGACCUCUCUUCUGAUCCUGGGAAUUGCCUAUAGCUUCUACCUCUUCCAUCCUCUGUCUUAUGGAAUGGUUGGUCCCCUGGCUCAGGACCCUCACAGUCCAAUGGCAGGACUAAAGUGGUUGGAAACGUGGGAGUUUUAGAACCAGAGAAUGGCAGCCCCGGAGGAUCCAGGGACGGCGUGCAGGGACGGCCGACUGGAACCAGUUUUUUAGUUCUUAAGGGAAAGAAGCUACCUCAGGAGAUCCUGAGAAGACUCUUACACGUACAAGGCCAUGAGCCCUUGGAAUAAUUUCAGCCCAAGCAAGGCCUUAUGGGCCCGAGGCUCCAUCUUCACCCCCCAGUAGCUUUUGCCAUGAGCAGUUUUUUUUUUUUGGUUGGGGAUAUUUAAACAAUGUAUUAGGACUCCUCUUGCUUUGCCCUGUUUGCCUGGGAUUUGUACUAUAUGUGAACAUACAAGGGAACAAAGGAUGAGGGCAAAAGAAGAGGAAGGGUGGGUGCUUGUACUCGCCUGUGUGUGUGUAUAGACCUAUUUUCAAGGGAGCACGUGUGAUGCAUUUCUCUUUCCACCUAUGAAACGCGACCCAGGUGACUGGACAAGUGAAUGUUGUAAAUACUUAGGAAGAAAAAUACUUCAGAGUUAGUUGCCUGUUCUUGUUUUUUUUUUCCACACUGGAUUUUUUUUGUUUUGUUUUGUUUUGUUUUGCUUUGCUUUCUGCUGGAGGAUGAGCUGACUAUGGCUGUGGUCCAUUACUGGGACCGAGGCAAUUCUUCGAAAGGUCACUGACCAGACAAAGAAUCUCCAUGGUUUAACACCUCUGCUCCAACUUUGGGCAUGACCCAGACAGAAGAGAUGGGAGUUGUCUAAGUUGGGUUAUCCUCUUUUCCACAAACCACACAAUCACCAGAAGACAAGGGGACCUAGAUUACAUCCUCCUAGUGGCGCUCCUAUCAGUUCUGGCUGUGAUUGCACGGCCAUUUGGAAAGUCUUUUCAGUGGCAGCUGCGUCCUUGAUUUCUUGCCCGAGACUGACAUGAACUCAGUGGGCCCAGGGAAUGAGGGGGCCUGUGUGCUUGCCGUCUGCCAUUUUAGCCCCUGAUCUCUGGCCCUUUGAGACUACCAAGCAUGGCCAGAUUGAUGAGAGAUACAAAAUCCCAUCCUUGGCCGCACUCCACCUUAAGGCCCCUUUGGCCUAAGGCCACUUCCAUCUGCCCGUCCUCUCCCCACUGCAGAAAGUCUGGCAAAUGGAAGGCAAGGAUAGGAGUCGUACUCUUCUUAAGAUGAAGAGGAAGACCUCUUCAUCAGCCUCCUUCUUGUUAACUGUAGUAGACAUGGGAAGUGGGAGAGAGAGCUUUAUUUGAAAAUUGAAGCAGAGGAACACGUUGGACGUGCUCCAGCCAAGGACGUGGGGAAUCAGUGGAGUUCUGGGUCCACGUUUCCAUCACCUGCUGAUUUCUCCUUGCCUUGGCAUCUUCACACUGUUUUUCACACAGCUUCCAUCCAACCUGGAUACCUCCUUCUUUCUGUCAUCGUUUCGUCCAACUUUUCCUUUCCCCCAAAGAGCAAAGAGCACUUCUGUCCGUCACAAUCCAGAAGACAGAUUUCCCCUAGAGACCUGUUACAGUUUUCUUUGUCACUAUCUUGACAAUCCAAAGCAAGAAAUCUUGAUCCAUUCCUCUCCUCCCUUUGUCCCCUACCCCCACCCAUGCUCCCAUUUUUCCCCAGUAAAAAGGAACAAAACAACCCUUGGGCUAGUCCCCAGUACCUCUGUCUAUUAGGUUCUGCUCUUCCCAUGCAUUACUCAAUAGGCCUCCCUUCAAUCUCGGGCACAGUUUAAUGCCCCCAUGUUUAAACAUGAGCCUCUGCCACACUCCAUCGCUGCCUCCCCUCCUCUCCCCAGGCAACUCCACUGACUGAUGGGGUCAUGGGCUCUUUGGAACAUCAUUGGGAGGUGGUUGCUAUGGAGAUAGGGAAUAAGUCCUAGGGACUGGCUGUACUGCCUGGGGGACGGAGGGGGGCGAGGUUGUGGGCCGUGCAGGGGCCUCUUGGUGGUUCAGACCGACUGUCAUUAAUGCUAAUAGAGGAAAUGUAGCAAUGUCAAAAUCGAGGCAGGUUGGCUAAUUAGAUCUGGGGUCUGAUAACCUCUCCCUCUGAGUGGCUUCGGCUCUCCAUACUUCCCCCAGCAGGAAGCGCUGCAUGUGUGCCCUGAGCCUGGGUGGCUUAGUUAAUUGCAUUUGUGGAAGGGAAGGAGAAUGGAGAUAGAGAAACUCAGCAUACCACCACCUCAGGACAGUCUGAUUUCUUGUGAGCCAAGUAAUGGUACUCACUGUGCCUCUUAUUUGGAGGCAGGGAGCAGUCUGUGGGGAGUCAUCUAGCCCUUGGGUUCGAGGAAAAGGAUGUCACCUGCUAUAGGGUCCGCUAAGAGGGCAUUCGCCGUCCUUAGUUAAAGGGACUAUACCGUACACAGCCCUGUACUCUAGAAAGACUUGGGGGAAUAGGGUCUUGUUUGAUAUGGAGCAAUCAUUUUCAACUUGAAAAUAAAUGAACAGACUAAAAGUCUGAGUCAGUAUGCUUUUCUUCUCUUUUCUGCUCCUAGUUUUCCAUGGAUUUCAGUGAGCUUUGAGCUGCUGAUAGGACUUAGGUCUAUUUGGAAGUGAUAGUUGCAUCUGAUUCGAAAGCAGAACACCCUUCCUCCCAACCUCCCCCUCCUCUCAUCUUUUCCAAGUGAGUAUAAUAAGGCACUGGCCCAAGAUAAGUUUCUCAAUAUUUGACAUUGAUAAACCCAGCAGGGACAUUGAUAAACCCAGUGUCCAGAUAGGUUUUUUUUUUUAAUCAUUUUAUUUUAGUGGGGCAAUGAGCGUUAAGUGACUUGGCCAGGGUCACACAGCUAGUGUCAAGUGUCUGAGGUCGGAUUUGAACUCAGGUCCUCCUGACUCUAGGGCCGGUGCUUUAUCUACUGCGCCACUGAGUUGCCCCCACAUAUGUUUUACAUUCACACCAUAGACACAGGGAUUCCAUAUUUGAGGCUUUACUCUGAGGCCCAGGCUUGAGUUCCAAGGUUUCUGUUUCCUUCCUUGAUUUUUCAGGCAGAAUGUUUUGUUCCCAGGAGUGUUCUGAGUAUGAAAGGUGUAAGUAUAAUUACUUGGGACCCAUAUCUGUGAGUGAUUGUGGAGAGCAUGGCUUCCCUAUCCCUCUCUUCCUGAUUUUUGCUGCUGAGAAGGAAAUGUAUCUCUGCCAUAAACCCUGCUUUCCAAAGGCAGGAAUUACAGAGCUUCCUACACAUCUUCCUCAUCUUCUGAGUCCCUGUGAGAAGACAUGCUGGUGUAGCCUUGAGGACUGGUCUUGCUACUUGGGUUGGAGAUAAAAAUGUCUGUCUCUCUAUAAAUGGAUUUGGAACAUUUUAGAUAAUUUUUUUUUUUUUUGGUGAGGCAAUUGGGGUUAAGUGACUUGCCCAGGGUCACACAGCUAGUAAGUUGUCAAGUGUCUGAGACCGGAUUUGAACUCAAGUCCUGACUCCAAGACCAGCACUCUAUACACUGUGCCACAUAGCUGCCCCCUUUAGCUAAUUUUUAAAAGAGAAUAUCAACAAAACUCUAUUUCCCUAAAAUUUGAGGGUAAUGAGAGGGAGAGGGCUCCCUUUCAGUCAAACUCUGAGUGUCUCCUUCGGUCUGACACCAUGCUUUGUAAAAGGGCUUCUAAGAAAGCACCAGAGUCUAAUUUGGCCAUUUAAUUUUGUAAUAAACAGCUAUUGUUUUGAAUA